CAAUAAAUGUUUUACUCGCAUUUAUUUAUUUUCUUUAUAAUUAUAUCACACCUUACCAAAGAUAAAACGCGAUGGUCCAGGUCAGGGAUCCGAAAAGAAAAAACACAUAUCUAACAUAUCUAACAGCCGUUGAUUUAGAUAUAUAAUCUCAUCCAUCCAACGGACAUAGUCGUCUUACGUCAGCGAUCCUCGUGAAUAAAUCUUAUCCAAUAGAAUGUGUUUUUUCUUCCUUCUUAAUAUCUCCAGACGCUUCAGAGUUCCUUCAUCCCAAAACCUAAAUCUCUUUCCGAGAAAAUCAAAGAAAAAGAGAGAGAGAUUCACGAUGGCACCAAAGGCAGGAAAGAAACCAGCAGAGAAGAAACCCGCCGCCGCCGCCGCCGCCGCAGAGAAGCCAGUGGAGGAAGAGAAGGUAGCUGAGAAAGCACCAGCGGAGAAGAAGCCCAAGGCCGGAAAGAAGCUACCAAAGGAAGCCAUCGGCGCAACCGACAAGAAGAAGAAGCGCAGCAAGAAGAACAUCGAGACGUACAAGAUCUACAUCUUCAAGGUUCUUAAGCAAGUCCACCCAGACAUCGGAAUCUCGAGCAAGGCCAUGGGGAUCAUGAACAGCUUCAUCAACGACAUCUUCGAGAAGCUUGCUCAGGAAGCGUCCAAACUCGCAAGGUACAACAAGAAGCCGACCAUUACUUCUCGCGAGAUCCAGACAGCUGUUAGACUUGUUCUUCCUGGUGAGCUCGCUAAGCACGCCGUGUCUGAAGGAACUAAGGCUGUUACUAAGUUUACUAGCUCUUGAAUGAAAUCACUUGUUAGGAUUCUAGAUCUGAGCGCUUUUGAGUUUUUUUUUUUUCUUUUGUUAUGGAUUAUGAUUCUCUUAGCUUUAUGAUUUGGUUACUGUGUAAUAGAAUAUGGAAUGAUUAAUCGUCUCUUUAUGUUUAA
Molecule: messenger RNA, 933 nt
Organism: Brassica napus (rape)
Lineage: Eukaryota; Viridiplantae; Streptophyta; Magnoliopsida; Brassicales; Brassicaceae
Product: histone H2B.3
Exons: 1
Coding region: 215-790 (191 amino acids)
Biological process (GO): nucleosome assembly
Cellular component (GO): nucleosome
Molecular function (GO): structural constituent of chromatin; DNA binding; protein heterodimerization activity
Source: RefSeq, a predicted model, not a curated record